Messenger RNA from Poecilia reticulata (guppy), 1213 nucleotides. The record is from RefSeq and is a predicted model, not a curated record. NCBI's taxonomy places the organism in Eukaryota, Metazoa, Chordata, Actinopteri, Cyprinodontiformes, Poeciliidae.
ACUUCACUGCCUGACCUCCAAGAACUUUUCAUUAAAGGAUGAAGAUCCAGGAACCAUCAGAUCUGUGCUGUUAUGAGGAGAUGCUUCAUUUCAUCAUUUCACUGCAGCUGAUCUACAGCCAUGRAUGUAAUGAAUAAAGUCCUCGGUUUGGAUGUUUGAAGGUUCACUGUCAACUAAUUAAUGUGUCAAUGAUCAAACAUUCUAAACUUAAUCCUCAUUUCCAAAUUUUUAAUAUGAAACUAUUGUGUUGCUGUUGCUCCUUUAUAAUGGUCUAAAUAAUCAGGAACAAUAUUAAUUAAAACAAUUAAUUGAUUCCUAGAUGGAAAACCAACUGAUCUGAUGAGGAAUAAUCUCUUACAGAAACUUUAACUGUGCAGUAAAAGUAGUAGCGCCCUCUGGUGUUCAGAGGAGGAACUGCAUCCUGCAGAGAAGUUCCUGGUUUAUCAGUGAAGCAGGAAGAGAAGCAGAGUUAGAAACCAUCAGCAGCUCAGGAUGAAGGUCUGUCUCACUCUGAUCUGCCUCUUCUUCCUCAAAAUGAACCAGGAAGUAAGAGGAGAAAGAAAUUUAGAGAAUUUAGUUCUGCAGGAUGGAGAAACUGGGGGACCCUUCUACAGAAAGGAAGGAGGAAGCAUCACAGUUACAUGUGAAUUUCGUUACACAGGAACCAAAAGGUUCUUCUGUAAGRAAACUUGUGAAGGACAAAAUAUUCUCAUUGAAACAACUAAAGACAGAGAUCAGAGAGGAAGAUUCAGCAUCAGAUAUAAAAAAAGAAGUCGUACUGAAUCUGAUUUUCUACAUGUGAGCAUCACAGAUCUGGAACCGUCAGACUCAGGACGGUACCGGUGUUGCUCAGAUGGAACCUGGGCUGGAACUCUAUAUGAUGAUUUUAAUCUUGUUGUGACUGAAGAUUCUUCAGAACCAAAAUUGACUCCAAGACCUUUUAGGAGAUCAACUUUUCUCCCAGCAGCUUCAACAACAACAACAACAACAUCAACAUCAACAACAACAACUCAGACUCAGAGUUUCUCUCCUUCUCCAUCUGAAACCAUCAAAUCCUCUGGUAAAUCAGCUGCAGCUUCAGGUUCAUCAUCUGUUCAUGUUUAUUAGAUGUUUAUUUGAUGAUUCGGAUCAGAGACUCAUAAAGGAGAAACUAAGAAAUAAAGAAACUAUUGUUAAAAACACAGUUAGAACUUUGCAGAUAAUGUAACAAAAA